Messenger RNA from Schistosoma mattheei, 4735 nucleotides. Lineage: Eukaryota; Metazoa; Platyhelminthes; Trematoda; Strigeidida; Schistosomatidae. The record is from the annotation of a GenBank genome assembly.
CUGCAUUUCUCUGUAGGUCAAAAAUAAAACACAGCGCGCUACACAGUUUUUCUUGUUUGUGAUGUUCGACUUGUGUGCCAGGUAUCGGGUUGGUUAGCAUAAAUUGUCUUAGUAUUCAUGAUGGACCAAGCUUAUAUUUUUAUUCUUUCUAGGGAUCUUCACCAUACUAUCGAGUAUUACAUAUUGUAUGAACAAGGUGAUCAUGGCCCAGCUGUCAAAAGAUGUUAUCCCAGUGAUCUUUCUGAUGUAUUCACUGAACGUAUCAUCGAAUUUGCAUUUUGUUGUGAUGAACGUUUAUCAGUAGAGGAGUUUGUGAUUGUAUUCACAGAUGCCAAGGGCAUAUUGGAAUUCGUUUAUUGUUACCAACCAAACGAAAGAUUUCUGCUUUGCAUUUCAAGGUAGGUGUUUUGACUUUAUUUCUUCAACAAUCAUAGUUCUCAUCACCGUUAUAACUGGAUAUGAUAUUGUGGAUCGAAUUACAUAUUAUUUAUGCUAAUUACUUCAGUUACAUCUUUAUCAUAUUGUACACAUAAGCUGCACGAAUGUUUGAUAAAGGUAUAUCAAAUUGAAGUGACAUGAAAUCAAAAUUAUUGGUAGGCUAUCAUAAGGACCUGUAUCCACUCAAUGGUUCUAACAUAUGCGAGCAUCUCUUUAAUGUUACGAAUGAGUUACACCCAACGUUUCUGUUCUGCUGUUAUUAUUUUCUCGUCUUAGUUCUUUCUAAAACGAAGUCUCAUUAUGAUUAUAUGAAGUGUAUCUACCUUGAAUGGAUGCAUAUUUACACCUAUUUCUUGCUUCCUUUCAUUAGUAUAAUUUUCAUCGUCUACCUCAGUAGCUAACGAUUAAGUUCAGUAAAAGUGUUUGUCAAACUACUUAGAUGAGUUAUUCCUUCUAGUAGACAUGUAAUGGGUAUGCUUUAAAUUCGAAACAGUAUCUUUAGGUAAUUUUAGAUUUUUAUCUUUCUAUGAUGCUUCAAAAUUUAAAGGUUACUCAUGAACUACUCACUCACAGAGUUUGUUCUGCUGAUUUCGUUAUUUAUAAACAAUCUAAAAAUAUCUGUCGGUUUUUAUUGUUACCACUCAUCAACAAAAUGCACUUAUAAUUUCAGAUAUACUUACGUUUGUCAUACUAGAGUCUUUGCUGUCUACUUUUUGUUUGCAUAUAUUACUGCAGAGAGACACCAAACAUUUUAAUGCUGCUCAGUAAUUCGAAUGUAUCUCACUAACUAAUAACAAGUUUAAACACUUUUCCCAAGUCUGAAGUACAACUUGAUUUGUUUCAUAAGAGUAGGUGAAUUAGUGCUGAAAAUGACAGAUCUUGAAAAAAAUUGAAUUCUUAGUUAACCAUUCUACAAGUCGCACUCAUCUGUGAACGAAAAUCAACUAUAUCGUUAUUAGGUUGCGGUUUACAUUUUGUCUAUUAUUUCAAUGUAUAUUUAGGUGUAAAAAAUAUUAUUGUUGUUGGUUCAAUAAUUACUACUUUACUGGCGUAAACAGGAUGUUGAUUAGUUGUUUUUUAAUAAACUACAUUUUGUUUGAUUUAGCAAAUUUCCUUGGUGUGAGUGCUUUCACUCUCUGCUAAGCAUUUUAUGGCAUCAUGGUCUUUAUCGUGAUGUUCACUGGUCCAUUAUGGAGCCAUUCUUCUCUCAUCUAAGUUCUGCUAUUCCACCUCGUUUACCGAUCGAUCGUAUUCAAUGUGCGAAUCCAUUCAACCCGUCUAUGGGUUUUGUGCUCCGAAUUCCAACACCACAAUCCCCACACUAUUUGAACUACGUUAUAGAAUAUUACAAUGCAUUGGAUCUUUCACUGUGGAUACAUAUAUUUGUAAGCUUACUUUUGGAGCGAAGUUUACUAUUCUGUUCAAGACGGUUGACAAAGUUGACAGCGUGUGUCUUAACUUCAGUUUCAUUGUUGUAUCCGAUUCAAUGGGCUCAUUCAUUUUAUCCACUAAUUCCAGACAAAGUACUCGGUGUUUUGGAAUGUCCAGUUCCGUUUGUAGCUGGUAUACAUUCUUGUAAUUUAGAGAAGGCAAAAGAGCAUUUAACCGCUGGAACACGUUUAGUGGAUUUGGACUUGGGUCAAAUUUUUGUGCACAAACCAACCACAAAUGAUUUACAUACUGAACAUAUGGAUAUGGAGUUGGGUACACCAAAAGCAAUAUAUAGUUUUUUACAUCAUCAAUUAAAAGAAAUUCAACGACAAUUAAAUGAGACGAUGAAUUCAAAAAAACCGAAAAAUGGUGAUUGGAAACAAGUUAAUGGUGAAAUACUUAGAUGUUUUGAAAGAUUAACUCAUCCAUUUUUUGAAUUGAUUGUUAAUCUCUUAGGCUGUUAUACAGAAUGUUUAAUUCGACGAGAUGCAAAUCCUGAAGUAGAUUUAAACGCUCUUAUCGCUUGCCAAUCUUGUCCUGGUUUAGAAUCAUUCCUGAAAUCUAUGUUUGAAUCACAAACAAUUCAGUUGUUUUUAGAUCAACGUUCCAGACGACCACCAGAUCAAAAAAUUGACUUAUUUGAAAAUCGUGCGUCUCAAUUACGCGGUCAAGCUAAAAACACAUAUCACUAUAAAGCCACCGUAUCAUUUGGGCCAAUAUUUACAAGUUCAUUAUCAAAUAUUGCAUCAAGUUCUACUAAAUACGAUUUAAAGCUUGGGCGUAAAAAAUAUAAUUUUGGCAGUCCAGAAUGGUUACGUGCUAAAAAGUUGAAAAAUCCUGGUCGUAUUUGUCAAAAAGGAUUACCAGAGUCAACGAAACGUGUUAAAUCUGAAAGUUCUUUUACCUGGAAUAUUUUAUCACGAAAGGCUGAACAAUCACUGGCUUCGUAUAAAAAUAAUAAGUUUGGUUCAAUGGAUAUAAAUCCAAAGCAUACACCAAUAAUGGCACGUAUGCAGGAUACAGAUCAUUCGUCUUAUCGAAAUCGUCCGAAUUCUUGUUUUGCUAAUUCUACGCCUAGUUUUGCAUCUGGGACUCUUCUUAGUAGGAAUCAAUUUUUUAGAGAUUAUCAAAAUAACCAGUUGGAAAUACAAACUGGUGACAGUCGUUCUUCAGAUUCUUCAUUCAAAUCAUCCAGUAGUCCAUCAAAUCAUUUUAAUCUAUCUGAUAUGGAAUCCCAUAAACCAUUAAAACGUGAACCGCCACCACGACCUCCUCCACCUCGUUUUCUUCAUAAUAAUAAUCAUAUUCAGUUGAAAAGUAUACAUCAAAUGAAAUCACAAACUCUUGUUAAUGAAACAAAACAAUCAGUAUCACUGCCAAAAAAUGAUUUCACAAAAUCAUUCGCAAAAUUAAAUCGUAUCAAAAGCGAAAAAGAUGCUGGUGUUAUCUCAUCAGUAUGCGGUGAAACAUGUUCACUAACGCACUCUAGACGCAAAACAUGCCCGUCCACUGAUAGCUUAACUGCAUCUUCUCCACCGUUACCUCCACGUCCGCAUCUUUCAUCUUUGGACUGGGUCAAACGUUCAACUACAUCUCUUCAACAUUUAGACAAAUGUUUAAAUAAAUCAGUGAAUGGUUAUUUGCGUAAUAGUAACAUGAACUUGGAUAAACCAAGAAAUGGAACAUCUUUAUGCCGACCAUUGAAAAUACCUAUAACUACCAAUUCAUCUAGUCAGCGUAGUCGUCAUCAACUCACUGGUAAUAGUAAUGGAAUAAUUGUACCACGUUCUUCUUGUGCUAACGUUCCGCCACCAUUGCCCCCUAAGAAAUUGUCACUGAAGGUUCAACCACCAUUAUUAUUGAACUCCAAUUCUUUAAAAUCUGUUUCAUCUGAAUCCAAUCCUAACUUAUUGAUGACAAAAUCUACAACAACAGACAGUAAACAACUAUCUCUAUGUGAACGCAGAGCUAGACGAUUUCAAAGUUUAAAUGAUAAAAGCCUACAAAUAAAUCCAAUCAAAAUGACUCUUCCAUUAAAACUCACACAAAACAAUAAGAGUGUACAAUCUGGACAAACAGACACCCACAAAAAACAAACAUCUCAUGAGUCGAUAUCACGAAUUAUAGAUGGUCUAUCACUUGAGUAUCAAAAAUCAAAUUGUUCCACACUAUCACAAUCAGUUUCAGAUAUUCACACUCGAUCUGGAUCGUAUUAUUCUAUCGCAGAAACAAAAACGAAUCCUUUAAAUGUACCAAUAAAAAAUUCAAUCUCAGAAUUAUUAUCGGCGAAAGAGUUGUCUUUAGAUGUUCAAAAUACUGACAGUAAUAAUGGCAAUAGUGGUGAACAUAGACUACGUGUUCGAUUAAAAUAUGGGACAACUUCCCACAAAGAAGAAGUAAAUCAACUACUGUGCCAAAUUUAACAUUACAUCGUGCUCAUACUAUGUCUGAUUAUCAGCUUCCACGUAAUAAUUUAUACAGAACAAAAUCAAUGAAUGUACCAACGACUGAUUUUGCACCAAUAGCUUUCAUGGAAUCACAUCCAGUAGAACUAUGUUGAUUAGUAUUUCACAUAGAAGAACAACAAAGACAAAAGGAAUACACAAUAAGAUCUCUGAAUAUUAUUUGUUAGUAUUAGUUUUGAUUAUCGUCAAAAACGUUUUACUCCCACACAAAUUUAGGCUUGCUGAUGAGAAAAUAGACAAAAAGACAACUGAAGAUGGAAACUAUCACAAAUGUUAAGUAAUAUAUUUAUCUUUAUCUAUACUAUUUUAAUAUGUUAUUUGUUGUUGUACACUACUCAUAUAAUUAGUACCGCUGUGAUAUUUUUACAAACCUUAAGGAUAAUAAUGAUGUCACUGUCAAU